Molecule: messenger RNA, 570 nt
Organism: Mercurialis annua (annual mercury)
Lineage: Eukaryota; Viridiplantae; Streptophyta; Magnoliopsida; Malpighiales; Euphorbiaceae
Product: F-box/kelch-repeat protein At3g23880-like
Exons: 1
Coding region: 34-570 (178 amino acids)
Molecular function (GO): protein binding
Source: RefSeq, a predicted model, not a curated record
UCUGAUAUUCAAACAAAGAAAGCAAAAAAAAUCAUGUCAGAAAAUAUCCAUCAAGAAAUUCUGAUCGAAAUCCUGAAGAGACUUCCGGUGAGAUCUCUUCUAAAAUUCCGGUGCGUCAGCAAAUCAUGGAACUCUCUAAUAUCAAGCUCCAAUUUCAUUUCUUCUCAGGUCAACCACUCCACCGGCCGUAGCACCAACAUCAAAUCUUACUCAUUUGUCAAGCAAAAUUCCGUUCUCGAUUGUAAAGAACAGUUCAUUUUAUACAAUGAUGGAGACGAUGACGAAGAUUUUACGAUCCAUCGAGAGCUCGAUGAGUUUCCUUAUAAAGAUCAGGAGUAUUUUGUGAUCAUCGGUUCAUGCAACGGUUUGAUAUGUUUGUCAGAUUCUCGUUACGUUCGUUUUUACUUGUGGAAUCCGAUCAUAAACAAAUGUUUGACAAUCUCAUCGUUAGAUAGUUCGCUUGUCGUUGGUUUCGGAUAUGAUUGCAAGAAAAACGACUAUAAAGUCGUAAAGAUUCUGCAUCAACCGGAGAGGACGGAGGAGCCAAUCGAAGUCAAGAUUUACGAGUAG